Messenger RNA from Sphaeroforma arctica JP610, 1627 nucleotides. RefSeq lists its product as hypothetical. Gene Ontology annotation, cellular component: extracellular region; cytoplasm. The coding region runs from base 111 to 1304 and encodes 397 amino acids. Gene Ontology annotation, molecular function: sphingomyelin phosphodiesterase activity. NCBI's taxonomy places the organism in Eukaryota, Ichthyosporea, Ichthyophonida. The transcript is spliced from 10 exons. The record is from RefSeq and is a predicted model, not a curated record.
AGCCAAUGUAUUUAUAAACAAGGUUGAUCUCUUAAAGGUAACGUACUUCAGUAGUUUACAAGUACACUUUAGGAUCUUUUGCAGUAUAAAAAAGACACGAACAACCAAGUAUGAACACGUGGAUCAUCGUAGGAUGUGUGCUGCUGGCUUUUUUAUAUCAGCUGUGGCUGAACCACGUGGAUUACCAGAACAAUGCUCGGAUGGUCCAGUACAUACCUGUCAAUGCGAUCCAAGAGUCUGAUUUGCAGCAGUCGUACUAUGCUGUUGCUACCGCUGAAGCGACACACGGAAUCGGGGCUAAUGGUAACGUUAUAUCGGAGGAUGCAAGGCGAGACCUUGAUAAAGCUGAUGCGUACAAUGUAGAGGCUGCUUCUAGUCGUAAGAAGACUCUGCGCUUCCUCACAUAUAAUAUCUUCAUACGACCGCCGGGAAUACAAUCUGCGGGAACUGACUACAAGGAUUUGCGCUUGCAACUCCUACCCUCAGUUCUUGCCGAGUAUGAUGUUAUUUGUUUGCAGGAGUUGUUCGGGACAGGCUCCGAUCGACGAAACAGGCUUUUGAGUGAUUUAGCGAAGCAUGGUCUUGGCUACUCUGUCUUCCUUCCCUACCAACUGGGGUAUUUUCCACCGAAACUCAUUGACGGAGGGGUGACGAUAGUAUCCCGAUAUCCGAUAGAGUUCUCUGACUUCUUCGUGUACAGUGAUGCAUACUUAUUCACGGCGGAUGUGUGGACAUCCAAAGGCAUCCUUCUUGCACGUGUACAGGUACCGCAAGCUGACGGAAAUCCCUUGUCGGUGGACGUGUAUAGCACACACAUGCAGGCGCAUGACGCAGAAGACGACAGGUAUACAAGUGUGAGAUACAAACAAAUUAAGGAGAUGCUGGCCUUUGUGAAAAGACACUCGGGUACUGAGAAUCAUAUAGUCAUAGCCGGAGACUUUAAUGUCAAUGGAAGAGUUUCCCGGAGUGAUGAUCGAGACGGUCCGGAAUACCUCAGCAUGAUGAGUCUCUUUGGAUCAGACAGCGCUGAUGGGCGAGAAUGGAUCGAUGUAUUGAGAAGGGCCAAUGACGGCCGUCAGAUUAUCACCGGAGGAGAUGAGUAUAAUGUGCCAAAAUUCGGAGCGUCAAAGCCAAAACCUGUUAGCUGUAGUAAGCGUUUAGAUUACAUAAUGACAUCGCAAGGCACCGAAGGGAAAUUCAGUGCCGUGAACAUCGCGGUCCAACCGUUUGAAUAUAACGAUCGAGAUGAUAUCAGCCGCCUGUCAGAUCAUUUGGCACUCAGUGCCAAACUGCAGUGGGAUUGAUUGUAUAUCCUCAACUCGUGUUAAAUUUGAGGUCUUUUGUAUAUAUAGCUCGCUACUGGCACAACUAGAUUCGAUAUGUUUGCUAGUGUGUCAGAAUCGAAGUGCAAGAAUAGUUUUUGAAUAUAAUGGUGUGAAUUGGCGCGUCAUUCUAUUGUGCAAGUUUUGCUCCCUCAGUGCUCCCUCAGUAGAUAAUUUUUUCUUCUUCAUAGUAAUUCAUCUCAUUACCGAAUGCAAGUAGACAUACUAUAUAGGUUACCAAUCUUUCGAGGGCAAAAUAGUAUAUUCAAUUUUGUAUGUUACUGAAGUUGCGGACUACAUACCAG